Gigantopelta aegis is the source of this 2597-nucleotide messenger RNA. Its product is annotated as N(4)-(beta-N-acetylglucosaminyl)-L-asparaginase-like. The record is from RefSeq and is a predicted model, not a curated record. The coding region runs from base 11 to 1039 and encodes 342 amino acids. NCBI's taxonomy places the organism in Eukaryota, Metazoa, Mollusca, Gastropoda, Neomphalida, Peltospiridae. Gene Ontology annotation, molecular function: N4-(beta-N-acetylglucosaminyl)-L-asparaginase activity. Gene Ontology annotation, cellular component: lysosome. Gene Ontology annotation, biological process: protein deglycosylation. The transcript is spliced from 8 exons.
GGCGGCCUUCAUGUAUCUGUGUUUAUUUAUUCUUUGUUACGUCCUUCCGUACUAUGCACAGCCACAGGCUAAAGUGUUAUCUCUUCCUCUGGUAAUUAAUACAUGGCCUUUUACAAAUGCAACAAAAAAAGGUUGGGAAGUGAUCUAUACGAAUAAAGGCAGCAACUUGGAUGCAGUGGUAGCUGGAUGCACAGAGUGCGAACAGCAACAAUGUGAUGGAUCCGUUGGAUUCGGAGGUAGUCCGGAUGAAACAGGGGAGACAACUCUUGAUGCCAUGAUCAUGGAUGGAGACACUCAUGAUGUUGGAGCAGUUGGUGAUUUGCGUCGAGUGAAAAAUGCUAUUGGAGUCGCCAGAGCUGUGAUGGACCACACAGAAAACACACUGAUAGUGGGAGAAUCUGCUACACGUUUUGCUAUAGAAAUGGGUUUCAAGGAAGAAAGCCUGGCAACAAACUCUUCACUAGCAGAGUGGAAAAAGUGGAAAAUGUCAAAUUGUCAGCCAAAUUACUGGAAGAAUGUAGUUCCAGAUCCAAAGACACACUGUGGUCCAUACACGCCCGAACACAGCCAGCUGUUACGAGAUAGAGAUUUUAAGAAACCUGUCAGCCGUUUGAAUCAUGACACUAUUGGCAUUAUUGUGAUUGAUGACAAGGGCCGUGUGGCUGCAGGCACAUCCACCAAUGGCCUCACAUUUAAGAUUCAUGGCCGUGUGGGAGACUCUCCAAUCAUGGGGGCUGGAUCUUACGCCAGUAACGAAGCCGGAGCAGCUGCCGCUACAGGCGAUGGUGAUAUUAUGAUGAGAUUUUUGCCCAGUUUCAAUGCUGUUACUAUGCUUGCUAACGGGAUGUCUGUUGAUGAAGCUGCAAAGCGCUCUAUUCAGCCAAUCAUCCGAUACUACCCCAAGUUUGUUGGUGCAGUCAUUGUGGCCAAUGUCAGUGGUGACUAUGGAGCUGCCUGUCAUGGUUUGAAGUCUUUUCAUUUUUCUGUGAGAGUGAAGGAGAUGUCUGAUGUUACUGUGGUGGAAGUGCCAUGUAUAUAGCUUUAUAUUCUAGUCUCUUGUUGGAUGUAUGACACAACUAUAGCAGAAGUGAUCGAAGUUUCAUGUAUAAAGCUCUACAUUCUUGCAGGGCUCACACUGGGGAUAAUUUUCUUUUAGCCAAUUUUCAGAUAUGUAGGGUGUUAUUUCUUUGAAUAAUAUGACAAAAUAGCUAAUUUAAACAAUUUUAUUAGCCAAAUACUACAUGUAGACUCUUUCAGGCAUGGUGAAGCAGGUGGGGCUGGGGAGGCUCUAGUGCACCCAAUAAUUCUGAGUAAAAAAUAUUGGUUGUAAAUUAUUUAAUAUUAUUACCCCCCCUAUAAACUAAAGCGCUUAGCACGCUCAAUCACUGUCAGCCCCCCCCCCCCCCCCCCAAUGUCUACUUGCUUCUGCCAUGCCUGAUUUUGUAUUAAAAUUAGCAAUUGACUAAUUUGGCAAUGGACAGGGUGAGCCCUAUAUGUGUGUUAAUCUGUUUAGCAAUAAUGCACCAAAACAAAUAUAAAAUUUUAAAGGUAUGUAAUAAAAAUCAUGACAAAAAUGAUGUUACACCAUCAGGGCCCUGUUCCACGAAGCGAUCUUAGUGCUAAGAUCACCUUAAAUGCAUAAGUGGUUGUGCACUUAAGGUGAUCUUAGUGCUAAGAUUGCUUCGUGGAACUGGGCCCUGGGGCCUGAUUCACAACGGUCUCUUAGGCUCUGCUAGACAACAAAGCAUCCUCUUUGUAAGUCUUUUAGCAUUGUACUAUGAGAUCACAAAGUUGUGAGAGUUUAGUGAAUUAGGCUCCUGCCAUUUGAAUAUUCAAAAUCAUAUAUCUGCACAAGACUAAUUCCAAAAGAUGUUAUGAUGAGGGUAUGCAGCUGUUACACACUGUUGAGUGCUUUGCCUACAAAGGAGAGGUGAUCUUGACCACGAAGUAUGGUUCCAACUCUGUCUGUAGGACUGCCGCUUUAUGGUGUGCACCAGUACUGGCUCCAAGAACCAUUCCAUAUCUUCUGUGACACGACAUGUCUGAAAACACACAUAGAUGGGUUUGAGUAAUAUUUCAAGCAAGGAACUAAGUAUUUUAUGGAAAUAAUGCUCAAGUUAUUUCGAGGGCAAUAUACUUUUAAAAAUCUAUAUUGAACAAUAAUUAAAAAAAAUGGUGUUUUGUUUAACAACACCACUAGAGCACAUUGAUUUAUUGGAGAGGUAACUUUCUACAUUUUUUCAUUUGUACCAAGGAAUCUUUUAAGAGCACCAUCCCACAGACAGUAUAACACAUGCCAUGGCUGGAAAAACAAAUAGCCCAAUGGAGCAACUGAUGGGGAUCGAUCCUAGUCUGACCAUGCAUCAUGCAAUCACUUUAUCACUAGGCUACAUCCUACUCACCUGAACAGUGAAAUGAAAUGAUCAAGGAUAAUUACACCAUACAUCAUGCAUAUUGAGUGGAAAUCAUCCUAGAAACAAUAUAAUUCAUCAUUUAAUGUAAAUGUAUAUCACCGGUAAGUGUAUGUUUUACAUGUGUUGUUAUAUUUAUAUACAUUGUAAAAAGUUAUUAAUCAAUGAAAUAAAAAUGGAUUUUUC